Podarcis lilfordi (Lilford's wall lizard) is the source of this 18152-nucleotide messenger RNA. NCBI's taxonomy places the organism in Eukaryota, Metazoa, Chordata, Lepidosauria, Squamata, Lacertidae. The record is from the annotation of a GenBank genome assembly.
AUGCUGGGGCGCUCCGGCAGUCCCCUUGGGCGUAAGCGGGAAGGGAACGCAGCGGAUUUGGGGGUGCGGGUGGGAGAAGGGCUGCUCCACUACAGGGUGAUAGAGCUUGGUAUAUUUAGGAACGAUGGUCAUUGCUUUGCAGAGUAGCGGAGGUAAGCGGAGGUGAGAAACUUGGGCUCUCUCUGACUAAGACGGAAGAAGGCAGAACAGACAACGCCUAUCGGGGAAAGGGAAGCAGCUGGCGUUGCUGGCUGAAAUCUUGGGGCGCACGUCUGAGGAAGGAUAGAGGGCUUGGAGGGACCUGGUAGUGGUGACGGUGCAUCUUUCCGGUCCUAGCUUCGCAUUCCCAACUGACUUUGCUAGGAAGCAUGACAGGGAGAAAUGCUGAUGGAGCUGUCCAUUUUGCCGCAGUGCUGAUGUCAGUUCUUCCCACCGGCUGCCGCUGAAGGUUGGGGACGGUUCCACCCAGCGCAAGCUGUUUUGGCUCUUGGAGAUAGACAGUUAUGAUAUACAGAACUGCUAGGCUCCGUCUCCCUUAACCAGCUUCCCAAUGCUGUUGUUUCUCCGAACCAUAGAGCCAGUUUCCUUCUCAGGGUAGGCCUGUGUGUGUUAAAUAAUGGAGCUCUGCAAUUCAGUCAGAACGUUUGCUUUGUUGUACUGUGCACAAACAGUGAAGAAGACUGGAGGGUAACACUUACUGAUUGCUGCAAUGAGGAAGAAGAGAAAGACAGGAGUGUCCUAGAUUUGCUAAGGGAGUGAAUUUAGGGUGGGAAGAUAAGAGUAUAUUAAACAUACUGCAGUGUAGUAGGACCUUGAAGAUCCUGCAAAACUGUAGUUGCAUCCUGUUUUCAUAUUGCGAUCUUAAACCAGGGGAAUAUGCUAUUUCAUUACAACAACUCAGUCUGAUAAGAAUAUGUAAGUGUGGUUUUUAGAAUGAAUUUCAGCAGGACUGCAGGAGUGUUCUUAGGAGGAAGUGUUUUGCUGUAGAUGAUUUGUAGUACCAGUAUUAACACAUGCAGCCACAGUUUCCCUGAUCACAGCACCAAGUAAGGAAGGUGAAAACAUUUGCAUCCAUGACUCUGCAUGACACAUUGCCCCUGCCUAACAUGAACAGUCUUUUACAAAUAUUGUUUGUGUUCAGAAAAUACACUACUAAAAUGUGUGAUUUAAAUCCUAUCAUCUCAACAUGGUAUUUAGUCUGGCAUUUCUCUGUGGAGAUGUACAUAUUCUCUAGGUGAGGCCAUACCCCCAAACCUGGAAUUCAGUUCUCUGUAGAAGGGUUGCAGGAACUUUUUCUGCCCCUGGGCCACACUCUCUUGUGAGCAACCUUUUACUGGACCACUGUAGUCAGGAUGUCUUGGUCCAGAAAAGGUUGCAAGUGGCAUACCAGCUGAAGCUGGCAAAAAGCACUCCUGGUCUCUUGGGUCUCUAGUGACAGAGAUGGCUCAAGUAGUAGACCCAGUCUGCAUACCUGCUGCUUCAGAGGGAGAGAAACCCCAUCCAAAACAGGCAAUUGACCACUCACCCACAAAAUCUCCAUUUUUAUCCAGGAUUUAAGCUCAGUUUUUUUACCUUUAUCUAGUCCACCAUUGCGAGACACUAGUCCAAGACUUGCACAGCCUCUCCUGACUCCAUGUUGGCAUUUAGGACUUCCUACCAGAACAUUCUGACUUUCUUUCAGUCACUUGGUUGGUUGCUAUGUAGAAUUGUCCUUGAGUUCCUUCCAGGAUACUUGAUUUCCUUGCUGUUUUGGCCUUUGAUUUAGCUGCACUUCUUCCCUUAUUCUGGAUCUGGAGUUAUGUGCUUUUGGCUGUGGGCUAUUUUUGGUGCACAAGUGGCCGUAUUCUUUCCAGCUUUUGAGACCUGAUGGCUGUAGACCAUAGGCAUGUUCAGUGACAUAGCUACUGACACCUUCCAGUCAAGGUGGAAGCAGAGGCUCACAUGGAAGCCCCACCCCAACACCCUCAGGCAUGUCCUCCUCCACCCUCAUUCUAAACAUCUGCAUGGAGCUUCUACUUGACUUCAUUUGGAUGUGGGUAGAACUUUUGUGCUUUCUGGGAUCCUGAUAAAGAAGGUUCCCUAAUCAUGUGAGGGAUUCCACUCAUGUCCAGGCAAACACAAGUAGAAGCCCCAGUGCAGGUUUGCCCCAUGAAGACGUGGAAAGUUGACAGACAGGGAACUGAUGUGCCCAAGGAUGUGGGGAGGCUUGUGUGUGUGAUUCUGCCCCUUGCCACACUUGCCUUUGUCAAUUCAAGUUCUCCCAUUGACUUUUAAGCCAAGUCAUUCAGUGACCCCAGCAAUUCUCCAGUCACCCUCUAUUCUUUUCAGGUCUUCUUCCUUAUUGCUGUCUACCAGGAACACCAACCAACAUACCAACUAACUAACUGCUGGUGACCAACUAACUAACUAACUGCUGGUGGCCAGCACUUGGCCGUAUAUACACUUCUUACGGAUCCCUAUUCUAGUCCCAGUCAAUCAACGCUAUCUAACUAUGAAUUCUAAACAUGCAGUUACCCAUCAGAAUAUGAAAUUCAUCAGUAAAGCAUUAAUUGAUUAACAUCCUGCCCUGUCUGACAUUCAACAAGGCAGCCCAGCAUCACAGAAUCCCGGGAAGCUCAAGUGAGCAACUUGUUCUAAAAAUAUCUGGAGCUUUAUCCUGGAUAGCGCCAGAUCACCCUCCUAGGCUUCCACCACCCCACCACUUCUCAGAGGAUAAUAAGGCCUUAAAGCGGCAGUCCUGUGGUCUGGUUCUUAGCACUCUACCUGCUCUCUGUUAGUUCUCCCUAGGUUUGUUGUUGGCAUUGACUGCCAGGCAUGGGCUUCUGGCGUGAACUGGUUGGACACAGAAGAAUGAUGGGAGGAACCAGCUGGGGAAUCCCCAGUAGAAGAAGGCUCAGAGCCAUGGGAUUGGUGGUGGGAUGACGAUGAGUGGUCAGAGGGAGAAGACUGGGAGGACGUGCUGGAAACUGAAGAGAUAACAGUGCUUAGUGAGUGGAGGGAAUCUGUGGCAGAGAGGAGUCCAGAAGUUGAAGCAGGAGAGGAGGGAGUCCAAGAGGAAGAGAUGAAUCUGGCUGGUGGAGGCAUGGAUGUCUCCCCCUCCUGCUGCAACAAGCUUCCCCCCCCCCCCGAUCUCCCAGAACCAGGAUAGGCAUGAAGAGGGUGGAGGAGAAGUUAGCUUCACAUAGGUGCAGUCUCAGAUUGUUUGGGGAAACCAUGGAGAGGUGGGGACUUAAGCAGCUGUGGGAGAUGAGGGCCUUCAGUCUCAGCAACUGCUUCAUAGGGGCAAGACCUGCUUGAGUUGAAUUGCUGUGCUCAUUAGGCCUGACACUCCUGUGUGAAUCCCAUUUUUGGUAAUAAACACCUGCUGGCUCGCUCCUGUCAGCUCUCCCCCCCCCCCCCCGUGUGUGUGUAGAUCACCACGACAUACAUUCUCAGGAGUUUCUUCAUCUGGAGAUUCAAAUUCAGGAGUCCUUGUAUUGAUGGGUCCUGGCUUAUGAGCUCUCUGGUGUAAUGUUGCUGCCUGGGUUGGUGUGUGCCACCUCUGCCUCCUGUGCUGCUGUUCCACCUUACCUGGCUGGUCCCUCCUCACCUGUCAAAAUUGGAAAACAAGCUGUUGCUCAGGGUGAGGGUCAUGACACCUACCAAUUAAACUAAAUAAAGCUGGCAACUCUGAAAUAUUUGUGAUCAGCACUGCACACAGUCCACUUUCAUGCGGAGCUUGGUAAAACCGUACAUUACAACCCUCCUGGCUCUGCUUUUCUUGGUUUCCAAAUGAAAAACGGAAGCUUUCUCUUAGCAUCUUUUACCGCAAAUGGGCUCUGUGACGCUCAUGCAUUUUUCAGCAUACUAUUAAACCAGGGCUGUAGCUACAUGUUUUACCAUCUGACUUCAUGCUGACCACUUACAUCAGAAUUCUCUAAAGGUGGUUUCCCUUUUGCUCAACUUGGAACACAUUUCAGAAUAACCGUGAGUACGAUGAUAAUUAUGAGGAUCUAUCUGGGAUCCAGACUAGUCUUGGCAACUAAAAAGAGUCCACAGUGUAGAGAACAGGAAAUUAAUCUCACCCUUUGCUUCUCCACCUGGGUCAGAUCUUGUUAGUUGCUACAGGUUUUCUUUAUCUCUCCCCCCCCCCCAGCUUUUUAAAGGGAGACUUAGAGGUGGCACAAGCUGGGGAGCACUGUCAUGUCCUGCAUCAUCUGUGAGUUUGUGAACUGAUGUCCAAAUAUCCUCUGGAAGUUACCGAUUGCUGGGAAAUACUACUGUUCUUCAGUAUCUUCCCCUCUAAUCUUGGGUAAGUGCUUCCUGUGUUGUGCAUAUUUACUCCUGAUUUAUGCCUGCAGCUGAGUACCUGAAAACAAAUGCACUCAUAUGUGUAACCGAUGGAACUGCAUAUGCAAGUAGUAAAAACUUUGAUUUUUUAAAAACUUACAUGGAACACAUACAAUCUCAAGAAAUUAAAGAGAAGAAAAGAGCAACCAAAGCAACACUUAAGAGUUCAAGGACAUAGGCUGGUAUUUCAAAAUAUGUACUGAAAUAAAUGUUGGAUGUUGAUUCCUAGAAGCCUCAUACAAAGCAUUGCUCUUUUGAUUGUUAAAAUAAAAUGAAAUAUGUUAUAUUACCAUUCUCUCUCUCUCUCUCUCUCUCUCUCUCUCUCUCUCUCUCUCUCUUUUAAAUGUUGGAGAAAGAUUUGUAAUUACUCACUAGCUUACUCCCUGGAUGCAUGUAAAUAUCUACCUCUAGACAAUUGGACAAGCCUGCUUUGCUGUUGGAAAGCUUCCAAGUGCUGUGGAAGUUCCAGGGACACAGCACUUACCCAGAUUUAGUUUUCUUUGGAAUGAGGUCACUGGAGGCUUUUGCUGUUUUGUAAUAUUUUAAUUUAUUUGUAAGUACACAGAUUGAGCAAGAGGGACAACUUAACAUUCCAACAGUCAGCCAAAUCCACUGUGCCACAUCAGAUCUCCAGAUUCCCUCUCCAAAUGGUACUUUCUGGAGCUUAACAAGUCCUCUGUUUAUCUUUACCACUGUCUCCAAAGAUUGCAACCUGCCUCCUUUAUUCACCUUUAUUCACACACGGAGGCCUAGAAUACAUCAUUUGUAGCUAGACAAGGAAGCAUUCUCCCAUUGCUCCCUGUCUACCUCUCAUAAUUUCCCCCCUAUUUGCAAUAUCCCAGGCUAGUCCUGUGUCACACAGUAAUCUUUCAUAUGGCAAUUAGCUCUCAUAAAGACAUGUCACCUGAACAUCUCAAGCUAUUUACACUCCUUUGUCAAGUCCAACCCACAAUGGUAGUCCUAUUACCAGAAAUAUGAUAGAAAACCCAUAAGGAUAUUGCAAGCUGCCUCCAGAAGUUAGGUUAGUAGGCAGGGAGUACAUACAGUAUUCAAAACAACUCUGUACAGUGGUACCUCUGGUUAAGAACUUAAUUUGUUCCAGAGGUCCGUUCUUAACCUGAAACUGUUUUUAACAUGAGGUACCACUUUAGCUAAUGGGGCCUCCUGCCGCCGCCACACAACUUCUGUUCUCAUCCUGAAGCAAAGUUCUUAACAAGAGGUACUUUUUCUGGGUUAGCGGAGUCUGUAACCUGAAGCAUCUGUACCCCGAGAUACCACUGUAUAACAUUGCAGCCUUAAAUCCAAUAAAGGAGAGGUGACUAAACUGUAGCCUUCCAAAUAUUGUUGGACUCUAAAUCCCAUCAGCCCUAGCCAGCAUGAACAAUAGUCCUUUCAGGAAUUCUACCUUCAAGUAAUUACACUUAUGUGAGAAAGAGAUUGCAACCAUGCUUGCUGGGUUCUAAAUCAUAUAGGAAACCUAUGUUUAUGUAUAGCAAACCUCCCAAUUCAGAUAUUCUCUGUUGAAUGCAUGAAUGGCAGAAGACAGGACCAGUGAGGAUGCAAACAUUGGGGGUGGAAGCAGCAGGAGCAGCCCUGCUCUUCCUUUCACAGGACUGUAAUUGUGUGAGGGGAGAAUGUCCCAAAAGAACAUGUGAUACACAUUAAGGUGUAAUGAGCACAGUACAAUGGAUGAGAAAAGGCAGAACACAAUCACUUUGAAGUCUUAAUUAACACAAACACAUGUAUCUUUUAAAUUCAGAACAGUUAAUUUAAUUAUAACAAAUGUAUUGAAGAAGCAAUUGUAAAUGCUUUGCAUGCAAAAUGUCACAGGUUCAGCCUCUGGCAUCUCCAGGCAGGGCUAGAAAAUUCCAAAAUAAAACAUUGAAGAAUUACUGGCAGGCAAUGUAGAAUAGACAGUACUGAUCUAGAUGGACCCAUGAUCUGACUCAGGAGAAAGCAUGUUCCUGUUUCUGUCACAGUCUGUUGCCAAUGUUCAUGGUUCCUCUACUUUCUGAAUUUUGUCCAUCUGCUUCCUUCUCUUCCUCAGCUUCUCAACUUAGUUGUUUCUCCUUAUCUCUUCAGCUGCUCUAUUUUAAAAAGCUGCUCAGCUUUGUCAAGUAUCUCCCAAACCAUUUUUUACACACACACACACCAUGCAAUGUCCUUCACUAAGGCCACAUUUUAUAUCCUUCUAGCAUUACAAAGGCUUAGUAACAUGUUUGGGAUGCAGAACAUCUCAAGUUCAUUACCCAACAUAUCUAUUUAGAAAUUAUCUCUACUAGCAGGGCUGGAAAAGGUUUGUGCUGGAGACCUUCCUUUAAUCUGCCUUCAGAACCUGAACUUUCAAAAUAUAUUUCAGGGACUACUCAUUUUUGGAAUGAUGCAAUUCUAUGUAGCAGUGCCAGAUUUUUUAAUUUUAAUAUGUUUAUUAAUCUGAGGACUGUUGCAAGUCCGUCUACAGGGACCAGUAUAAGGGAUCUUCCUAACAUUCUGCAGUCUCUGUCUAGUAUUGUUGCAGUGUGAGGUUCUAAGGGUUCCAGACACUCACCCAGGAUUCAUGUUUUCCUUUUGCCAAUGAGGCACGGCAGAGAUUGUUGUGUGUUUAUGAUAUAUAGUUUAUUUACACAUGUAUACAACCUGAGGCUACAAUGGAUGGGUUCACAGCAUUAACACCCCAAAAGGAUCUUGUUUCUGUUACAGCUGCAGCCUUGGAUUCAAACAGAAAUCAAACAUCAUGCUCUGCUUCUCUGGCUUUUCAUCCAGCAGCUUUUACUUCUAGCUCAUAUUACACACAGACUCUAAACUCUGGCUUUUGUCCUUCUGACUAUCUAAGAGCUGGAGGAGGGGCCCCACCUCUUUGCUAUUUGGCUCAGAGCUUUUGCCUUCUUAAUGGCCUUUCCCUUUGUUCUCUUAACACUUCUUGAGUCCAUGGAUUAAGUGUCUGGCACCCACAAAUGCAUAAAUGUACUGUUGGGUUUAAUUUUGUGCCUCAAAUUCCUCUUUAAAAAACAGAAACACUGCUUUGAGUAUUGUACUUCAAGUUAUGUAAUCUGCUUGGGGAUAUAUUUAUUUGUUUUCCUCAAAAGCAGGAUUAUAAAUAUAAUAAAUACAUGUAAUAAGGAAAGUGUUGCUUUUAAAAAAUGAAUGUGAUGGAAACAGCUUUAACAAAAAAAGCUUUCGUAAUAUGAAUAUUUUUAACUGGAGGGUCCUAAGUAUUUGCCAGUAUUAUCACACAAACCUGAACUUUAUUCUGUUAUUUCAUAAUAGCUACUAGUAUGAGAAGCGCGUGGGAGGCUAUUCAUUGUAGAAACUGUCAGAUCUGACUCUGUGAUCCAGCUGGAGCGAUACCAACUAUACCAAUGCCCAGUCAGUCAACUUCCUUCUUGUGUUUUCAUUUGCUAGACCCUUCUCCUCCCCCUUGCGCAUGGCAUGUAGUCUUUAGUUUGUUCAGGGAUGGUACACAAAUUACCAGCAUUUUUUCUUCCUUGCUCUUCGGCAAGGAAACUGCAUGAGAAAACAGGUUCAAUCACACAUCCUGAAGAAAUUGAAAGGGUUUGUUUGAUCUACAGUGCUUUUGAGACAGGUUGAAGGAAUAUUGAUUCUGGUUUUUUAACAUAGAAAACAUAAAUAAACCACUACAGCUAAUGCAGUCCGAUUUGUCCAAAAAAGUUUUAAAUGCCUUUAAAUAAUCAAUGGUUCCAAAAUGGACAGCAAUGGCCUACCUCACUGAUUAGCUGCGGCACACAUGCAACCAGAGCCACAGCUAUGCUAUAAGCAAGAGGACAGUACACUUGCCUAGCUAAACAUUUUUCAAAAUGAAAAAAACCCUCCUUCCUGCCACUGUUUGGUGAUCUGGAUAAGUGGGAAGAAUAAUGGUGUGACCAAGAUGGCAGGGGCCUGAGAGGGAGAGAGCAAGACAGCAGCAGUGGAGGAGUCAGAGGGACCUCUCGGGAAAAGACUUUUGCAACCCCAUUUGCCAUUGAACCCAAUGUGUUUUGACUAUAUGUGAUUUUGGCUUUAGGUGCAACCCCCGGAACGUAAUCCCCUCAUAAAUUGCGGGCUUACUGUAAUGCAACAAGUAGGUAGCCGUGUUGGUCUGCCGUAGGUCAAAACAAAAAAAUUCCUUCCAGUAGCACCUUGGAGACCAACUAAGUUUGUUAUUGGUAUGAGCUUUCGUGUGCAUGCACACUUCUUCAGAUACCCUGAAUAUCUGAAGAGGUAUCUGAAGGGUAUCUGAAGAAGUGUGCAUGCACACGAAAGCUCAUACCAAUUGUUGAUCUCUAAGGUGCUACUGGAAGGAAUUUUUUUUAUUUUGUAAUGCAACAAUCUUUGAUCACCUUUCUCAAAUACAAAGCACACAAAUCAUUUUGAAUAAGCUGUAUAGAAUUGUAAAACCCCUCAAAGGUCCCUUUGAGGUCUGUGCCCAUGGCACCUGCCUAGUUGGCCUAAUGAUAGCCCUGGCCCUGCCUCUCCACCACCCUGGCUAUGAGGACCAACUACUUCCAGCUGUCUCUUCCCCACCCAGAACUACCUCCUCCACUCCACCUGGUCAUUCUUUUAAGAGUACAAAAGCCCUGGCGCUGAAAUUUCCCUGGUUUUCCUCUUCACUUUCCAAUCCUUUUCCCUUUUGUAUCAGGGAUAUUAUAUCAUCAUCAUCAUCCCAUCCUUCAUCCUAAGGUUCGAGGGUGGGACUGACAACGACAGAUGAUGCUUGACACCUGUCGCUUCUAUUGCGCCAACGUUUGGUAAAGGUUUGUCCGGCUGGUUCAGUGUUUUUCCUCGCUUGUUUCUAGUUACCCCCAGCUUCACUGUCAGGUGGUCGCCGAUCCGUAAAACCUGAAAAAUGUAAGCUAACUAAUCAAGUAGAAGACAAAAAAACUUUGUCGCCCCCCUCCCGAAUGCGUUCAGCCGCUGAGUGCGGCCUACCGGCUUCCUGGCGGCGUUUGCGGCAUUGCUGUAAAGCGUCACGUUCUCCUCGGUCCCUAACCGCGGGAAGGGGGAGGCAACGAAAGGGCUAGUUCGCGCAGGCGCGGUGUGCGCGAGGUCCAGUGCUGCGGCAGUUCAGUUGUGCGAUUUCUUUUUCGCGGAGAGCGAGGGGCGAGUGAGAGCCGCACGCGCGCUGGGAGAGGUGAGCGGGACGGAGGCCGGGAAGCAACGGACUGGCCUCUCGCGCCCCCGUGGCGGCGGGGGAGGGGGGUGGCGGGAAGAGAGGCAUACCCCCCCCGCCCCCACUCCUGAGGCAGGGGAAAGAGGAAGAGAGCGCGUCGUAGUUCUGUCACGAAACCCCCCAAAUGACGCGGGAGACGGGUCUCUCUCUUUUCCCUCACGGAGGGAGGAAGGAAGGACCCCGUUCCCCACCUGGCGUCACUGCCGUUUUCCGCGCCGCGGGGAAAUGAGCGAUUGAAAUCCCAUCCUGUGGGAGAGGAGGGAGCUGGGGAAGGUGCCUCACGUUGGCCUGCUGGGUGGGAGCACUAUAACUUUCUUUCUCUGUUUCUCUCUCUCUCUCUCUCUCUCUCUCUCUGUGUGUGUGUGUGUGUGUGUGUGAGAGAGAGAGAGAGAGAGAGAGAGAGUUUGUGAGUGUGUGAAGUAUGAGUGAUGGACUUGAGUAGAAAAAACCCCAAGCUCCCAUUCCAGAAAGGGGCAGGAUUUGAGUCGGGAGAGCACCCGCUCCCCAUUUUUAAGUGAUGCUUAAAGUUAACAGGGUUCUCCGCCCCCACGCCCCGUGAGUGGCUCUUGAGGAUUUUCUCCUCUCUUCAGUAUUUCUAGUGCAGUGGUGCUGCCUCAUCUUCUUCUCCUUACUGAAUGGUAUCCAUAACUCUUAACUAGUGCGGUGUUAAUAACAGGAAACUGGAGACACGUAGCUUCUUCUUUUUCUUCCAUUGGGGAGAGAGACAGAGUGAAAUUGUGGUGCUUGCUUCCUAUGUUCUGUUGAGGAUUGAGUAGAAACACUCUCUCGUGGCAGCACAAAAAUGAUCUUAGUGAAAAUUAUUUUUUCAUCCCACACACCCCCAGCCAGAUGUUGACAUAAAAAUCAUCUUUUGUGUAAGAAGGUGGGCAGUGAUUGUGGAAAUCAAAUUUCUCUUUCUUGUCUCCACAAAGGCCUGUGAUUUGUGCGGCUUUCUUUCCCUAGUUUGGCACCUGAUAACUCUUGACAGGAACAACACUUUUAAAAGAAGAUAUUGCUGCACGAUUCAGACACCAAUGUAUGUCUUCAUCAAAUCCCUUCCAUCUCAUGCUGCAGCCUGAAAGAGGUUGCUGCAUCCAGCUGCAUGGCACAGCAAGCCUUUACAGUAAUUUGUACGUUUUGUUCUUCUUACUCCAUCACUGCAGCUGUCUUUACUUACAUUCUGUGAAACUUCCAUUUCUCUUGCACAGUCACUGAAGGGCUGCAUUUUCCAAAAUCCGAAGAGGGGAAGUUCUUGAGGUGAUUUUUUUUUUUUUUUGUAUGUAGAAAUCACUUGGUGAGUAUGUUUGACUCUGAGUGAUCUGCAAAACUCGCUGAAUAGAAAACAUGCAGUCAAGAUAGCUAAUUGUAGGGGUAGAGAUUGGCAUUUUGUUAAAACCAAGGUUUUAGUAGUGCAGUUACUUACGUACCAUGAAAUCUAUGCUAAAAUCCACUACAUUUGGCCCUUGUCCUGAGAUUGAACAGCAGUUUGGAAAGACUGCUGACAUUUUCUUCUUCGUGUCACUUCAGUAUACACAAUCAUGAAACCUGGUGGAUAAAGAGGGGGCAAAUUCUGUAUAGUGUUGGCCUGGCAUUAUGAUAGAGGCAGUUGGUCUACCGUUAUGUCAUAUAUUUCAGGCAACCUUCCAUAGGGAUUGGGAUUCUAUUUUCUUUCACUUUAUUUAAAUUUUGUUCGCUUUGGCACCACCAACCAACAGCAGAGAAAUGGCUGCCAAAUUGGCAGAUUUCUCUAUCCAUUCAAGCUUUUAAGAAUAUCAGUCAUGAGUGUUUUGUUGCAAAAUUUAACAAUUCUGCUGUAAGCAUGCAUUGGCCAAAUGACCAAGUAUGUCUUAUUUGUAUUUUUGUAAUAUUAACAGCCAUUCCUGGAACUGCAAAUAAUUAAACUCUCAGAUGUGCCAGUAGUUGAACUUAGUGCACUCUGAAAAUGCCAUCUGGCCUGCUCAUUUUUGGUAUUGUGUUCACCUAGACAAAACAGUGUUUAAUUGUUAGCAGAAUAUACCACAGAAACAUGCAUCUAGAACAUUUUGAAAAAAUGCUUAAUUACCUGAGUAUAUACUGGUAGAUUUAGAACCAGCCCAAACUUUCAGUACUUAUGCAAGCUUGUGAUCCACUGAUAAUUGGUGGAUCAGUGUCUAAGAAGGUUGAAACUUUGGUAUAAAUGCUAGUUUGUUUGUUUUCCCCAUGUUUCCUUUUUUAUGAUACUACCAGGAAAAAAGGAUGAGCCAUGGGGGAUUAUUGUGAAAGCCUGAAGCAGUUGUGUGUUGUGGUAGGGAAUGCUUGGAGAUAUAUGCUCUACCCACUGAGCUAUCCCAUGUAUGUAGGAAAGAGAGAGGAUAAGCAGGUCCAAGGAUAUCAGUUAUCCUGCUGAAUGUGGAGAGGCCAUGGCAUGGCGGGUGGGUUGUAGUAGUGUUUAUAGAUGCAUGCAUCCUGUCCUUUGCUGUGGCCACCCCAUCUUUGAUAUCAUCCACUGUGCCCAAUAGCCUGGUUUUGUUCUUGAACAGCAGGUCUCUUCAUAAUAAGACUGUGUUGAUCCAUGCUGUUAUCAUGGAUGAACAGGCUGACCUGGUGGGGGAGCUGGGUGGGUCUGACCUGACACAGCUUUACCCAGCUGGGUACUCACUGCAACACCAAACCAGACUAGAAGUCUGGCAAGGAGGCAUUGCCAUUGUUCAUAGCAGCUCAUUCUCUCACUAGGAAGCCUUUCCACUUAGGAGCUCGACUGGAGGGCCUGUUAUGGGUCACGGAUAUAGUCUGGGGAUGCUGUUGUACCACCUACCCUACUACCUCCCUGAUCAAGCUGACUGAGGUUGUUUAUGGUGUGGUGUUGGAGGAACUAAGGAACAUUCUCCUCUGCUGGCUAACAGUUUUGUUAGCUCCUUAGGAGCCAGGGAUAGCUGUCCCAGAUAGUCACUGGCUCAGUGCACAGAGCAGGGCAUAUCCUUGAUUUAGUAUUCACCCAGGUGGGGAAAAGGAUGGUCUGGAUAUAGGGGUGGCGUUUGUAACCCUGUUGCUAUGGUUAGACCACUUCCUAGUGAAGUUUGGACUUUGGGCAGCAGCCCCUUCAGGGGAGGGGACCAAUUUGGAUAGUCUGCCCUUGGAGACUAAUGGAAUUGUAUAGGUUCCUGACUGCUCUGUGGGAUUUCCCAGUGGAUAGAGCCCAGUGAUCCUGUUGAGGCCCUGUUGUCAUUGUGGCAUGGGGAGAUGAUGAGGGCUGUUGAUGUGAUUGUUCCUGAGGGUUCUGUCUGAUGCUGCAGGGCCUAAACUGUGCCUUGCUUUACUGAGGAGUUGCAGUCAGUGAAGCAAGCUGGAAGACAACUGGAGCAUGUAUGGUGGAAAACCUGCUCCAAAGCUGAUCAAACACUUCUUACAUUACACAGUUCUGCCUACUAAAGUGGCAGUCAAAGAAAAAAGUUGCAGUGAAGAAUUACUUUGCUGCCAGUAUUGCUUCCUUGAUGACCCAUCCAGCAAAGUUAUUUCAGGUGGUUUGGAGACUAACUGUACUAGAAAUAGUAGAUGCAUUUUUGGAGCACUUGGUAACAUGCUGUGAGCAGCUUGCAUGGCACUUCAAGGAUUAAGUUGCUCAGUUCCGUAGUGCCUUAGGUGCAGCAGUUUUUGCAAGUCCAGUCAAGGUGUCCAGUGCAGCACCUUCUAUUUCAUCAUAAUAUAUGAGUCAAGAGAGGCUGAGCAUGGUCUGGAAUAUUGUCUGGAUGCAGUUGUGGAAUGGAUGGUGGCUAAUGAACAGAUUUGUGAACUCUGAGAAUAUGGAGACGCUGUUGGUGGGUGGUUCCAGUGUCUGGGAGGCUGGCCAUUUUCCAUUCCUGAGUGGGGUUACUCUACCUCUGAAAGCACAGUUGCAUAGUUUGGGGGGUAUUCCUGAAUUCAUCUUUGUCACUUGAGGCUCAGUGGCUAGGCAUGUAGUCACUACAGCUAGUGCACCAACUGUGGCCUUUUGUGGACAGGGAUAGCCUGGCUACAGUAAUUCAUGCAUUGGUAACUUCAUGACUCAAUUAUUUCAAUGAGCUCUAUGUGGCCCUUGUGCCUGGUCCAGAAGCUCCAGCGGGUGGGAAAUGCUGCAGCUGGACUACUGAUGGGGAAAGAUUACCGCCAGCACAUAGCUCCAGUUCUUAAAAGCUUGCAAUGUCUGCCCAUAUGUUACUAGGCCAGGUUCAAAUUCUUUUAUUGAUUUACAAGAUUCUUAACAACAUGGGGCUAGGAUAUCUUAAGGACUGUCUGAUAUAUGCCUGAUCAUUGAGAUGUUUAGGGGAGUCCCUGUUGUUAGUCCCCCAUGGCUCAGAUGCAUAGCUUGUAACUACUAGAAGCUAUACAUUCAACAUAGUGGGCCCAAACUUCAGUGGUUAGUCACCCCUGAUGUAAGGAGUUACUGAUCCCUCUCUGUUCUUUUCCCACUCUUAUUACAUAUAACAGGAUACAUUUGCUUAUUUAUUAAAUGUAUUUCUAACACACCCCUUAUUUCUACAAAUAGCAUGGUGGGAUAUAAAAAGGCAUGAAAUAAAAUUAGACAAUUUAUCAGGUACAUUUAGUUGCAUUUUUAUAGUUAUUGAUUUGUCUAAAAAAGAACACUCUUUGUUAAUAAGCAGAAAUAUUUAAAAAUAAUGCUAAGACCUGUUUGUGAAACAGAAGCCCUAAACUUAGUGGUGCUUAGAACUGUUGGUUUCAUUGAAUUUUGCAUGUUUUUUACUGUAAGCUUCUGUGAGAAUCCUUUGUGUUAGUUGGCAGGGUAUUAUAGGAAUAUACUUUGAGGUUGUAUCCUUUAAUCAGUAAAAUUAUAUUCAAUAUUUCUCAGUUCUGUUUUCAUUUCUGCUGAUGAAAUGUUAAAAUAAAUUAUCUGUGUUGGGAUUAUCUGUGAGCUAAGGAAGAUAACAUUUACUGCCCCCUAUUGGUGCAAUGAAGUUUCAUUGAUUGUAAAGUGCUGAUCCCAAUAAGAUAAACAAAUAAAUUGAAUGCCUUUUAGUGAUGAAUUUAAUACAGGGACUUGGAAAUACAGUACUCAUAGAAUGUUAGAAGCCUUCUGCUGUUUAUCUAUAUAUGUGUGUAUAUAUGUGUAUGCUCUGGGUAUUAAAACUUUGCUUUUUUUGUUAUGCAAGCUUAUUGUGAAGGAACUAGAAAAAGCAGGGUCAUCACACAUCUUUUGUUCUACCACCCAAUUCUGUUAGCUGGUCAGGUCAAAGUACUGAAACCAUGCUAACUGAAAGGAGGAUGUAUACAAAAACAAACAAACAAACAAAAAAACACCCCAUCCAAUUAUAACAAGCUGCAAAAAUAUUUGAGCUCUGUGUUAAAAAAAUAAGAGAACUGUCUGGCAAUUCCACCUCUCCACUUUUUAACUGUCAGAUCUCUGUGGAAAGCUACUUAAUUUGUCAGCAUUUGCAAUAUUUAGUUCAGUGCUGUGUUAAAAAGGGGGGGAAAGAAUAACCUAUAUGUGUUGUGUUCUGUUUUUGAAAUGUGCAUUGCUUGCAUACAGACACCUUCUCAUAUGCAUCAUGUUAGCCUGGGAAAAGGCUUUAUACCUUGAGCAUGCAAUAUGGUAGAAGUUCUUUGAAAUUAUCUUUGGAGCAGAAACAGUCAGUUGCUUAGUUAUAAUAGUGUUAGGAGCACUGUAAUUGAAAUAAAUUGCAGAAGGUUGUUUCUGAUGUGCUUGGCAUGUUUACAGGUUUCUAUAUUUAUUUGAAGCUAUUUACAGAUGCUUGGCCUUUAAAAUAAGUUUUUGUAAUUUAAGAAAGGUGCCAUAGACUUUAUAGUUCAGAAUUUUAGCUGGCUAGCCGCCUAUGCUGUUAACAUACUUAUCCUACUGACUUACAAAAGUAUGUCAGGGUUCAGCUCAACUUAUUUUUAACUUGUACCCUUCGCAUCAUUUGAAAAGAAACAUUUGUUAAAGUAAACAAAAUCAUUAACCCAAAGGAAGAUCAGUACUGUACAAGGUUCCUGCAUCCUCCUUUCUGAUUCAUCAUAGCAGCUUGAAAUCUGUAUUGCGUUGUGUCAGUUGGUAUGGACAGAGGUGAAAGCAGUAAAAUAACUUGGAAUGGAGUUACAUUAAGGGAUUGGAUCCACUUUAUUUACACUGGUACCUCGGGUUACAGACGCUUCAGGUUACAGACUCUGCUAACCCAGAAAUAGUACCUCAAGUUAAGAACUUUGCUUCAGGAUGAGAACAGAAAUUGUGUGGCGGCGGCAGCGGGAGGCCCCAUUAGCUAAAGUGGUUCCUCAGGUUAAGAACAGUUUCAGGUUAAGAACGGACCUCUGAAUAAAAAAUAAAUAAAAAAUGGACCUCCAGAACGAAUUAAGUUCUUAACCCCAGGUACCACUGUACUGAAGUAAGAAUUCAAGUAUGACCCUAUGGAAUUUUUGGUAGAAGUCAUAAUCCAUUUUCAUCACUGGAAUUAAACCUCUGUACUUAUUGAUCCACUUUGGUACUUCAAACUUAAAAGAGUGUUGCCAUAGUUGAGGCACCAAUUUAUUUAAUUGGCUAAUACUAUUUUCUUUUGCAUCAUUAAACACAUUAUUUUCCAUCAUGCCAAGCAUUACAAGAUUCAUUGACGAAUUUUAGGUCCAGUUCAGACACUUACCAGGGCUGAAGGGCUCUAUGGUGAAGGAGAAAAUGUGUGUAAACUUAUAAUAUCUUACUCUGACACAAGGAUUCAUAUCAUGUAAUUCUUUGAAUUCACAAUGGGAAGAGAUUCAGCCUUCUGUGUGUUUGGGUAUUUGCUAUUUGGAUCCCAGUGUCAGAUUUAAAGUUAUGUUUGGAGGGGGAGAGGCACUUGCCAACUAAUGUUCCAUUAGUUGAUGAUUUUUGGCUGAAGUAAACUGCUUGUAUGGAAAAACUGUGCUUCUAGGGAGCUGAAGGUUCUUGAAAAACAUACAUUUUUAUUAAUUUAUGUAUUGCUUGUAAGCAAAAAAAGGGCUUCCUUACAUAUAUGGAACUGAUGUAUGAAUUUUAAUUACUUCUGUUCGCUUCUCCCCAUAUGUAUUCCUAACCAUCUCUCUUACUGAAAUGAUGAAUGGAAAGGAAAUUUAUCUCAGUCCUUUAAUGCAUUCAUUCUCUCUGUUGGCUGGGGCUGCCCCCACCCCCAAGGAAUUAACAUGUCAGUUUAGGAAAGUUUUAAAUGGCAAAAUGCAAAGAGAUUGAAAAUUGAGCAAUUUGGGCCACAUUUGUCAGCACAGCUGACCUAAAUUGAUGGUUGUAAAAACUUUAUACUUUAAGUCUUUCCUGUAUUUAAUGAUUUACAAAUCAUAAUUGUGAUACCAUAAGGAUAUUAUCCUUUUAUUAGUUGUUGCUGGAAUGAUGGUGGCUGGAGACUGGAAAAUGUCCUCAGACUUUUCAAGAGGCAGUUGAUGGAGAAGCCAAGUCACAAUAUCAAACAGGCCAAAGGCCAAGUCAAACCUGAUACAUUUGCAACUGAUGGUUCCUGUUUCUCCCUUUCAUCAACUCCUUGUCUGACAAUUUAAGACCAUUUCCUGCUUGUGCUGGUUUCUGGAGAAACUGCUUCAGUAUGCCUUGUUUAUAGUGCUUUAUCUGCUUGCUCCUGUACUCCCUCCAAGUGUGUUGUUACAUAGAAUGAGACACGAGAGACCUGCAAUUGUUGGUCUGUUGCUGUUGAUUCUUUAUUGUAAAUGUUAAAUUGUGUAAAUAAGUUUGAUAUUCCAUUAAUAAAUGGAUGUAAUUUAGGUAGGUUCUUUCUCUUUCUGUAGUACUCAUAGAAACAUAGACUAGAUGACUCCUGAUGUACCUAAGCAGCUCUUGAUGCAGGGUAUGCACUACUACAGCAUCCUUGUUAGGUGACAAUCCAGUCUUUCCUUUGAAAAUUCAAAUGAAAAGGAGUCUAUCACAUCCCAGACAGUCUGUUCCACUGUCAAAUGGCCCAAAAAGUCAAAAAGAUCUUCCUAAAAUUUAGUCUAAAUCAUUUUCCUUUUAAUUUAAAUGGCUUGCAUCCUAUCUUCUGGAGCAGCUAUCAUCAUCUGUGUGAUAGCUCCUCAGUUAUUUGAAGAUGGCUAUUUUAUUGCCUUUUAAUAAUCUUUUCUUCAGGCUAACCACAUAUACCUCCUUCAAUCUUUUCUCCAAUGGCUUGGUCUUCAGGCCUCCUCACCAACUUUAUUGACCUCUGCAUGCAUUCCAGUUUGUUCAUAUCCUUCUUUAAUGUUGGUUCCCAGAACUAGACAUGAGCAGAAGAGAGCUGCACCAUUGUUUACCAUGAUCUAGACCAGGCUUCCUCAAACUCGGCCCUUCAGAUGUUUUUGGCCUGCAACUCCCAUGAUCCCUAGUUAGCAGGACCAGUGGUCACGGAUGAUGGGAAUUGUAGUCUCAAAACAUCUGGAGGGCCAAGGUUGAGGAAACCUGAUCUAGACACUGUACUUCUGUUGAUGCAAUCUAGAAGCAUUCAUUCAGAUUGCACAGCAUUCUUGUUGAAGCAAGCUUGUUGAAGUAUGCAUACUGAAGUAUAUACCCCCACAUGUAUGCUAGAGUCUCUGUUUUGGGUUUUUGUUUUUUUUUUACAACUAAGAUAACUGUUUUUAUCAGCCACUUGCUUUCCCCCAAGUAUUUAUGACUCUUUUUAAAAACAGGGAGUGGUGAGACAUACAUUACAAACUAAAAAAGUGUCUUCAUUUGUUGUUUCAGAAUUAA